GAAAGUCUAGUAUGAUCCAAAGGUAUUGCAACGGUACGUUCACGAAAGAUUACAAGAAAACAAUAGGAGUCGACUUUCUGGAAAGGCAGAUAGAACGGAGAAGAGGUGCGGCUCAUGCUGUGGGACACCGCGGGCCAGGAGGAGUUCGACGCCAUCACCAAGGCGUACUACCGGGGCGCCCAGGCGUGCGUGCUUGCCUUCUCCACCACCGACAGAGACUCCUUUGAGGCCGCGCACUCGUGGAAGCUGAAGGUUGAAAACGAGUGCGGUGAAAUUCCAACUGUGAUCGUACAAAAUAAAAUAGAUCUUAUGGAACAAAGUGUUGUUAAUCCAGAAGAGGCUGACUUGCUGGCCCGUGCCCUAGGCUGCCGUCUGCUGCGGACGUCCGUCAAAGAGGAUGUGAACGUGGCGGCCGUCUUCAGGCACUUGGCAGCAAGAUGCCUGGCAGAUCUUCGGGAUCCACGAGACUGUGACUACUUCACAUCGCCCACGCCUCACCAUCCCAAUUCCCUCACCAUUAGUGCCUUUAGCCCUAGUCAUUCUUCCAAAAACCACAACGGAACAAUAGUUUUGAGACCUAACAAACACAAAAAGAAGAAAAACGUUUUAAAAAAUGCCUGUAGAAUUUUAUGAAAUAUGGUUAUUUUAUUUUGUGUGGAAAUAUAUGUAAAGACUGUGUAUAAUAUAUUAAUAACUGUAUAAGUAUA
Messenger RNA from Anoplophora glabripennis (Asian longhorned beetle), 707 nucleotides. RefSeq names its product ras-related protein Rab-23 (gene Rab23). The transcript has 5 exons. The record is from RefSeq and is a predicted model, not a curated record. Bases 115 to 633 code for a protein of 172 amino acids. Gene Ontology annotation, molecular function: GTP binding; GTPase activity. Lineage: Eukaryota; Metazoa; Arthropoda; Insecta; Coleoptera; Cerambycidae.